Ectocarpus siliculosus is the source of this 711-nucleotide messenger RNA. The record is from the annotation of a GenBank genome assembly. NCBI's taxonomy places the organism in Eukaryota, Phaeophyceae, Ectocarpales, Ectocarpaceae.
AUGGGCGAUGUGAUAGAAGCGUGCGCGGAUGGAGGAUUCGACAUUCCGGCCACAACAGACACAAGAGACACCGCUGGCCCGUUACCUCGAGUCAAGACCCAAUCGUCGGCCGCCAUGGACGACCGCGUUGAACCGAAACCCAGAAGGGUAAAGAUUCAGCUCGAUGAUGACGAGGACGACGACGGCGACGGCGAUGGCGACGAGAAUGGCCCCGGCCGAAAUAUUCUUGGGAGGACACCACCCACAGCCUCGGUAGAAGAAGGGCUCACAGACGAAAAAGCGCCAUUGCACAACGUUUCGAAUGCAGCAGCAAACGCAUCAAGAAACCAUGAGCAGGAUGAUGAGAAGGCGACGGAUGCACCUGCGACGAGCCGACCUGAGUACCGGAUCUACAAGAUCGAGAUGCCCGGCGAAGACCCGACGGUCGAAAUUGUCUGCUCUUUCUCGGACGGCAAUCUAGCCGCCCCCAUCAGCACCGCCCGAAAAAAACGUCUCUCCGGAUGUCCUUCGGUGAAAAUUUCGUCUGACGGGCGCAAGUUUGUUGUCGAACGGAAUCCAGCUGCAGACGCCGGUGAUGGCGGCGGCGACGGUGUUGCAGAGAAGGGAAGGUUUCGCCUACAACUUCCACAGAGAGUCGUCCCCACGACGGCGAUGAGCUUCUUUCGGAAAGGACAACUCACAGUCAGAGCUACGCUGGCAACUUCGGAGUAG